Messenger RNA from Symbiodinium sp. CCMP2456, 1629 nucleotides. Lineage: Eukaryota; Dinophyceae; Suessiales; Symbiodiniaceae. The record is from the annotation of a GenBank genome assembly.
AUGCGCCGCGACAUGCGGCGAUACUACACGGAACCUGCACCGCUCAAGCUCGUGAAGCCUUCGCUGUCGCGCAGCGUCUCCGGGCAAGUUCCGCUGGUACCACCCGACACCGAGGGGGUGAGGCAACAGCUCUUGACAGACGGCCCGUCCACGACGCUCAGGGAUGUGGCGAAAGGCAUUAUCAGCAGGCUCCUGAAAAACCCAGAGCUGGAAGACGAAGAAGAGUUGCUUUUCUUGAGGGACUGUGUCGGGGCGAGCGUGGAGACUCUGUCCAUGCCCUGUGCACUACUGCAGCGUGAUACCGGCGAUGGAACUCCAGGUGGGUAUGACUACCUGUGUUCCAUCUAUGCCAAGCAGGUGCAGCCAAGCUCGUCUUGUCCCGGAACACCUGCCAGCCGGUCUAGAACGCCUUCCGUGGCUUUCCGACCACCAAAUUGGGACUCGAUAGACUCGAAGAUGUUGACGGCCUUCGACCAUUGGGACUUUGACAGCUUUGAACUGUCAGAAGCAACCAACGGACGUCCGCUGCAUUUUGCCGGCUGGAGGGUGCUUGACGGCUUCUUUUCAGAUGGGAUGGAAAUCGUCCUGGACAUGGAGAAGACCAGUCGCUUCUUGGAAGCUGCCGAGGAGAUGUAUCAAAGACCUGAUAAAGUACUUUAUCACAACAAUGUGCAUGCAGCAGACGUGACACAAGGCGUGCAUGCCUUGCUCGUGCAAUUUGGUUUCGCAGCUUUCUUCGAUCAGCUCAGCAUCCUGGCACUUCUCCUGGGCGCUGUGGUGCACGACAUGGGCCAUGAUGGGCGAACGAAUUCUUAUCAUGUGAAUGUUGGGGACGACAUAGCCUUGACAUGGAACGAUAUUAGCGUUCUGGAGAACAUGCAUAUCUCGAAGACGUUCAAGCUCAUGGUCAGUGAUCCAUCUUCAAAUAUAUUGGAUGGGUUGAAGCAUGAUCACCGCACUCGCCUUCGGAAAGAGAUGGUGGAGGUGGUUCUCGGUACAGAUAUGUCAUCUCAUUUCGGGAAUGUGGCUGACUUCAAGACGUUGGUCGAGAAGCUUGGGAACGACACGCAGGAGUGGCACGAAGAGAAAGCCAUGUCUGCAAUGCGGGUGAUGGUCCUCCAUGCGAUAGAUAUCUCUAAUCCGGCCAAGAUCUUGCCGCUUUCGGACAAGUGGUCAGAUCUGCUGCGACAAGAGUUCUUUCUGCAAGGGGACCAGGAAAAGGAGCUUGGCCUGCCCGUGUCUCCUCUCUGCGAUCGUGACACCGUGCGGUUCGCAAGCUCGCAGGUCGGUUUCUUUACCAUCAUCGUGCAGCCCACCUUUGCGCUGUUGGCAGAGCUGCAGCAUAGAGUGAAGGAUACCCAGCUUGCGCACCUUCGGAAAAAUACGGAAGCCUGGGAGAUACGGAAGAAGGCAGAGUGUAGCGACCAUGUAAGUCCCUCGCUUCGCGGAUCUCCACGUCAGAUUGCUGUGCCUUCCGGCUGUGCGACCAGAGGGUCCUACACGAGGCACGAGCCUGGGCCAAGCGCCGCCAGAACAACUUCGAGCCCUCCCAGUGCGCCAAGCCAAGUUUCGAGCGAGUCCAGUCCGCUGCGGAGCUUGCCUGGGGUCUCAUCUUCCAGAUGUCCCUGA